AUGGGGAGGAGUAGCGGAAGAGACCGAAGACGAAGAAGAUCGGAUGAGUCCCAAUCCGAGUCAACUUCCGACUCCGACUCGGACAGACGCCACCGUAGUAGUAGCCGCCGGUCUCGGCAUGACUCCGACGGCGACAGGAAGAAGAAGUCCUCAAGGAACAUCACAGAAGAGGAAAUCACGCAGUACAUGGCCAAAAAGGCCCAAACAAAGGCUAUGAAAGUCGCGAAAAAGUUGAAAACCAGUACGGUGUCGGGCUAUUCCAACGAUUCGAAUCCGUUUGGUGACUCCAAUCUCAACGAGAAAUUUGUUUGGCGCAAGAAGAUUGAACGCGAUGUUUCUCAAGGUGUGUCUAUUGAAACGUUUUCAGUUAAGGCCGAGAAAAAGAGACAGAGAGAAAGGAUGGCAGAAAUUGAAAAAGUGAAGAAGAGAAGAGAGGAAAGGGCACUUGAGAAAGCACGACAUGAGGAAGAAAUGGCACUCUUAGCUAGAGAACGUGCUAGAGCUGAGUUUCAGGACUGGGAAAAGAAAGAAGAAGAGUUCCAUUUUGAUCAAAGUAAAGUUAGGUCAGAAAUUAGAUUGCGUGAAGGGCGUGCCAGACCAAUUGAUGUCCUAACCAAGCAUCUCAAUGGCUCUGAUGAUUUGGAUAUAGAAAUAAAUGAACCGUAUAUGGUCUUUAAGGGCUUGACUGUAAACGAAAUGAAUGAGCUACGUGACGACAUCAAAAUGCAUCUGGACCUUGACAGGGAAACACCAACUCAUGUAGAUUAUUGGGAGGCACUCCUUCUGGUGUGUGAUUGGGAGCUAGCUGAAGCUCGGAAAAAGGAUGCGCUUGAUCGAGCUAGGGUGCGUGGAGAAGAACCUCCUGCUGAGCUUCUUGCAGAAGAAAGGGGUCUCCAUUCCAGUGUUGAGCCAGAUGUGAAGAUCCUUUUGCAGGGGAAGACACAUGCAGAAUUGGAGGCUUUACGGGUUCACAUUGAAUCAGAAAUGCGUACUGGUACAGCAAAGGUGGUUGAGUACUGGGAGGCCAUUUUAAAACAUCUCCACAUUUAUAAAGCCAAGGCUUGUUUAAAAGAAAUUCAUGCUAAAUUGCUACGUAAGCAUUUGCAAUCCCUAGAGAAACCAUUGGAGGAUGAAGAUAAAUUGGAGGAUGCUAACAUAAUGAUACCUGAGGAGGAGGAAGAUACUGGGGAUGAUAUUAAGGUCCGAUCUCCAGAUAAAUCAUUUUCACCGGAGCCCAUUAUAGAAGAGCAAGAAGCUGAAGACGAGGCUGGAUCAUUUUCGCCACAACUGUUGCAUGGUGAUGAAAGUGAGGAAGCUAUUGACCCUGAAGAGGACAGAGCCAUGCUGGAGCGGAAUCGUAAGGCUGUAUUAGAAGAGCAACAAAGACGAGUUCAGGAAGCAAUGGCAUCAAAGCCAGCUCCUUCUGAAGAUAAUUUUGAGAUGAAGGCCUUAAAAGCUAUGGGAGAUAUGGAGGAUGGAGAUGCUGUGUUUGGAUCUGGUGCUGAAGUGAACCUGGAUUCCCAGGUUUACUGGUGGCAUGACAAAUACAGGCCUAGGAAGCCGAAGUAUUUCAAUCGUGUUCACACUGGAUACGAGUGGAACAAAUAUAAUCAGACUCAUUAUGAUCAUGACAACCCACCUCCAAAGAUUGUGCAAGGAUACAAAUUUAAUAUUUUCUAUCCUGAUCUAGUAGACAAGACAAAAGCUCCAACCUACACCAUUGAGAAGGAUGGCAGCAAUGGGGAGACUUGCAUUAUAAGAUUUCAUGCUGGGCCACCAUACGAAGACAUAGCUUUUCGCAUCGUAAACAAAGAAUGGGAAUAUUCACAUAAGAAAGGUUUUAAGUGCACAUUUGAACGUGGAAUUCUGCAUGUGUACUUCAAUUUCAAACGCCACCGCUACCGCAGAUAA
This is a messenger RNA of Sphenostylis stenocarpa, 1911 nucleotides long. NCBI's taxonomy places the organism in Eukaryota, Viridiplantae, Streptophyta, Magnoliopsida, Fabales, Fabaceae. The record is from the annotation of a GenBank genome assembly.